Molecule: messenger RNA, 1299 nt
Organism: Penicillium alfredii
Lineage: Eukaryota; Fungi; Ascomycota; Eurotiomycetes; Eurotiales; Aspergillaceae
Product: CFEM domain-containing protein
Exons: 5
Source: RefSeq, a predicted model, not a curated record
UGUCUAACGAGACUGUUCGUGCUCAGUGCACUCGCCCCAGUCAUGGCUUACCCGGAAGGGCUUCCGGAAUGCACAACACACUGCAUGUCCACCGAGCUCGUGGGCACCGCCUGCAACGCAACCGAUAUGCCCUGCCUGUGUGCCCACGAAAACCUCCAGCAAAAAAUCACCGCGUGUAUGUUCACGACAUGCACAAUGAAGGAGUCUCUUGGUACGAUCAUUGCGCCCGACCCCGAAAUCCAGACUGACGCGAGAUUAGCCACGCGGAACAUCACCGGCAACCUCUGUCAUGUCCCCACUCGCGACCACGGCAAGAUUAGUUUGAUCAUCACAUCUGUUUUUGGAAUUCCUGCCCUACUAGUAACGGUAAUUCGGGCAUCGCAGUUUGUGCAUCAGUUUGGGCUGGAAGAUGUCUUCGCGGUUAUCGCCAUGGUAUAUCACUCCGGAGAUCGAAAUCUGCUCGGGUGCUACACUUCUAACACUCGGUUAGAUCGCGGGAAUCCAAUCCAUUAUGGCUUCGGACGUGAUAUAUGGACCAUCCCAUACGACAACCUGACAUCCAUCUUGAAACUCAAUUGGAUCAAUCAAAUGUUUUACAUGGUGUGUAUGUCGGCAGCCAAGUUGGCUUUCCUGUGCCUUUAUUUGCGCAUCUUCUUCAACCCGACCCUUCGACGAGCCAUUUUCAUUCUCAUGGGGAUUGUCAUGGUCUACUUCUUAUCCUUCUUCUUUCUCAUCGUCUUCCACUGUACCCCGGUAUCAUACGUCUGGACCAGCUGGACCGGUGAAACUCAGGGAUCCUGCAUUAGCUACAACGCCAUCGCAGUCGCCGCUGCAGCGACCAACAUUGCUCUUGAUAUUGCCAUUACUGUGCUGCCUCUGGGCGAAGUAAUGAAGCUCAACCUCAAACCAAUCAAGAAAUUGCUGGUGAUGGUCAUGUUCUGCACUGGAUUCUUUGUGAUCAUUGUCAGCAUCGUUCGGUUCAAAACCGUGGUAGCGUUUGCCCACAGCUUCAAUCAGACGUAUGACAACGUUCCCAUGGCAUAUUGGUCUGCCAUAGAAUGCUACACCGCUAUCAUCUGCGUCAGUAUGCCGACCGUACGUCGGUUGUUUAUCUCCAUUUUCUCUUGCUGCGGCACUGCAAACUCGCAUGCGACCCCGACACAACGCCAUCGCUCCAAAGAUCUGGUUAUUUUACGAACGACCGACACUAGAGUCAGUCGCGAACCGCGGCCCCGACAGGAUUCGGAUACAAUGAAUUUGGUGGUUGUGGAGCGCACGGGCAAAGUAAUUCAACAAUAA